Molecule: messenger RNA, 1773 nt
Organism: Trichechus manatus latirostris (Florida manatee)
Lineage: Eukaryota; Metazoa; Chordata; Mammalia; Sirenia; Trichechidae
Gene: TMEM177
Product: transmembrane protein 177
Exons: 1
Coding region: 1-936 (311 amino acids)
Cellular component (GO): membrane
Source: RefSeq, a predicted model, not a curated record
AUGGCUGGUCCCCUGUGGCGGGCCGCAGCGUUUAUACAGAGACACAGGACAGGCCUUUUGGUCUCUUCCUGCACAGGGCUGUUCGGGGCCCAGGUCUCAUACCACCUCUUCCCAGAUCCCGUGGUCCAGUGGCUGUACCAGUACUGGCCUCAGGGCCAGCCAGCCCCCCUCUCUCUGGAGCUACAGAGCCUCUUCCAAGAGGUGCUACAGGACAUGGGCGUCCCCUCAGGCCGUCACUACAAGGCUUUCACCACCUUCACCUUCCAGCCUGUGAGCGCCGGCUUCCCACGGCUCCCAGCUGGGGCCGUGGUGGGCAUCCCCGCCAUCUUCCUGGGUGGCACAGUGACCGACACUGACCAGUCCGUGGUGGUCCAUGGGCAAAGAGUGGAGUGGCAGAGCCCAGCAGGUGCCCGGCUGAGAGACGCCCUGACCCUGUCCCGUGACGCCCAUAAGUUUGCCUUGGCCAGGGAGGUGGUCUACCUAGAGAGCAGCGCAGCCGCCCUGCAGGCCCUGCCGGCCCCAGCUUGCCUGGCGGGGACCUGGGUGCUGGGUGUGGGUGCCAAGCAGGCACUGGGGCUCUACGGAGGCCCCAUGAACCUACGGGCUGCCUUCAACUUGGUGGCAGCGGUGGCUGGCUUUGUGGCCUACGCCUUCUCCACGGACUCACUCACUCAUGCCCUGGAAGCCUGGCUGGACCACCGUACAGCCUCCCUGUCUGUGGCCUAUGCCCGAGGGGGAGUGGAGUUCUAUGAGAAGGUUCUGUCAGGCAACCUGGCCCUGCGCAGUCUCCUGGGCAGACGUGGGGAGAAGCUGUAUACGCCCAGUGGGAACGUUGUCCCCAGACACUGGUUCCGCAUCAAACAUUUACCCUACACGGCCCGCCGGGACUCCGUGCUGCAGAUGUGGAGGCUGGCGCUCAACCCAGGCCAGUCCUGAGGGGUCAGCACAGCGACAGUUCAGUCCUGCAGGCCACCCUGCCAGUGACUCUGGGCACCUCUCAGUGCCUCAGCACCCACAGCCCUAUGUCAGGAGCAUCAUAGGCUUUGGAGUUAAAAUACCCUGGGGCCCGUGCUAGCCCACCACUUGUGGACUCUAACCUUGGGCGUAUCUCUGUGAACCUGAGCUUUGAUUUCCUCAGCUGUAAAACUGGGAUGAUGAAAACUGCUGGGAUUGUAGCUGCAUGAAAACAUGAACUUAAAGAUCGGGAACGCCGGCAGAGUCAGCAUUCCGUAAGCGGGGGGCCCUUCUUCUCGGUCUUUGAAUACCGGUGGCCUGAGGAGCCUGGCUGCAUCUUCACCACCAGGAUGGAUGUGAACACCUUCUUAGAACUGACUCAUAAUCUGCCAAAUCCGGUUUGUCUCUGCUAUGUAGAGAUUAAAAGGUUUAAGAGGCUAAGGUGAGAGGUUAGUAUGGGCCUAAGAGCUGGGAAAGAUGGCUUUCAGGUGGGCCUUUAAGGGUAGGGUAGCAGGGCCCUGUGGACAUAGGUGGCAUGCUCAGAGAGCUGUGGGCAGCUAACGGGUGCUGGGGUGCCAGGAAAGGCAGUAGCACCCCUGGGCGAGGGAGGGAAGGUGUUCUGGAACCCGGUGAGAUCUGUAGUAUGGGGGUCCUGGCUGGAGCUCUGGCCGAAGGUGGAGGAACAAGCCAUUGCCAGAUCCAAGCCCCUGCAGGGAGGGAGCCCAGGACAGGGAGCUCGGUGAUGCAGCCAGAGCAGUCAGCCUCCUGGGGCCCAGAGCCUGGUCAGGGCUUGGAGAAGAGGGUGAGCUUGGUUCAUAG